Molecule: messenger RNA, 1646 nt
Organism: Carassius auratus (goldfish)
Lineage: Eukaryota; Metazoa; Chordata; Actinopteri; Cypriniformes; Cyprinidae
Product: metabotropic glutamate receptor 8-like
Exons: 6
Coding region: 456-1646 (396 amino acids)
Biological process (GO): G protein-coupled receptor signaling pathway
Cellular component (GO): membrane
Molecular function (GO): G protein-coupled receptor activity
Source: RefSeq, a predicted model, not a curated record
UGAGAGCAUGUUUCAUUUAAGAUUGCAUGUGAUGCACGGAAGAGAGAGGGUGUGUGUGAGAGUGUGAGUGAGUGAGAGAGCAAUCACAUUCACACAGGGAGGAUUUUGGUGAUGCGCUCGCUGUUCAUUUCAGCACCACAAACCAGCUUCUGAGAGCAGAAAGAAGAUGCUUCUGAAGAUGUGAGAGUUUUGGAGCUUGAUUUGUAAAAGGCUCUUGUUUGACAUUUUUGCGUCUCCUUAUAUCACCUGUUACCAGUCACAUGGCAUGUACGCCAGACAUUUUUGCCCCAUGAAAAAUUCCUGUGGUCACACUUUAAAUGGUCAGAAGGCACAACUUCAGUUUUGAAAUGGGCAUGGACGGUACCGUCCAUCUGCUGCCCCAUUAGUCUUCAGUCCCACCACCUGGAGUUUUUGGACCUUCAUUUCCUCACAUUGUCCCCAACGUACCACUGGAUAUGGAUCUUGUACGCUUAAGUUGGAAUCAAUACCAGAUCCUCGUCUUCCUCUGCUACUGGUUGCCAGUCUCCCUCCAGCGAGUUGAGACACCACCUGUUGAGUAUGCCCACUCUAUCCGUCUAGAUGGCGACAUCAUCCUGGGUGGCCUGUUUCCGGUUCACUCCCGGGGUGAGCGUGGCAUUCCCUGCGGGGAGUUAAAGAAGGAGAAGGGUAUACACAGACUGGAGGCAAUGCUUUUUGCCAUUGACCUCAUCAACAAAGACCCAGAGCUGCUGCCCAACGUGACGCUGGGGGCCCGUAUCCUGGACACCUGCUCGCGGGACACCUACGCCCUGGAGCAGUCGCUUACUUUUGUACAAGCUCUCAUUGAGCGUGACGGUUCGGAUGUACGCUGUGCCAAUGGAGACCAGCCCAUAUUUGCCAAGCCAGAUAAAAUCGUUGGAGUCAUUGGUGCGGCCGCCAGCUCUGUCUCCAUCAUGGUUGCCAACAUCUUGAGGCUUUUUAAGAUUCCUCAGAUCAGCUAUGCAUCCACAGCUCCAGAGCUGAGCGAUAACACCCGCUACGACUUUUUUUCCCGCGUCGUUCCGCCGGAUUCCUACCAGGCACAGGCCAUGCUGGAUAUUGUCACGGCGAUGGGCUGGAACUUUGUCUCCACGCUGGCUUCUGAAGGGAACUACGGGGAAAGCGGCGUCGAAGCAUUCGUGCAGAUCUCCAGAGAGAUGGGAGUUUGGGAGCCAGAGUGCUCUCAGUUGAGUCUUCAGCUGUUUUCUGUUCAUUCAGUGGAUGUUGACAUUGGCAAAGGUGAUGUCAAUCGACCGGCGGGACCAAGUCCAUUGAUCCUGCUGCAAGUGGACUCUGUUCUCCUUAACGAGCUCAGACAACUUUACUGUUCAGGAAAGACAAAUGCCACAGAGGCUUCCCACCUGCCAGGCUGGAUGAGCCGAGCCCAGAUCUGCUCCGAAACGGCAGCUGGCGGCUGUGGAAAUGCGUCCAUCCCUGCUGCUAAAGUGCACAGUUCCUGUCUCAGGAGUGUUUCUCUGCUCGGGGUUAAGAUCUGUCACCCCACAGGGAAAGACGCUGUCCCGUGCUUCCCGUCAGGGCUUUUGUGGACUGUGAUGGAAACCUUUGACCGAGCCUCUCGCUCUUUAAGACUUCAGAGACGUCAUGACAAGAGUUGUCCUGACAUCUGA